UGUUAAUAUUGUAGUUUAGAAUGUAAUUCAAAUCUGAACAUUCAAAAUUAUGUGACAUCAUCAAUGUUAAAAGGUACAUGGUAUACAACUUGAGGCGACUUUCAACUGAAGGGGUCUACAUCAUGCACGAGAAGGAUGUCGUUACCAUGGUGAUCAGUCUGGAAAACACUGAAGAACAACCGGAAAUAUUUUGUGACCCCAAACCUGCAGAUGAUUCAUUAACAAUAUCUUACUUCUUUCCAAGUGUGUCUGAAGACCUCGUCGCAAAUGAAUCUGAACCGGAUGUUGUUUUCCUAUGGGAUCGUCACUCGCAUAAAGUCGUUUCCAGGUUACACCAUCACACUGGUGUGAGUGCUGUUGCCUUCCACCCACGUGACCAGGAAGUCCUAGCUAGUGUAGCAGACGAUAAAAAACUCAGAAUAUGGACGUCUUUGAAUAGAAAAGAGAGCUAUAUAAUUGAUUAAUCUCUGGAAUAUAAUGUCGCAUAGCGCCAUCAAAUUCAUUUUUUGUACAUUGGAUGUUUAUUUCGUGAUAGUUGUACCACCUAGAAAUCUUUUGUCCA
Saccostrea cuccullata (small rock oyster) is the source of this 562-nucleotide messenger RNA. Its product is annotated as F-box/WD repeat-containing protein 5-like. The transcript has 2 exons. Gene Ontology annotation, molecular function: protein binding. NCBI's taxonomy places the organism in Eukaryota, Metazoa, Mollusca, Bivalvia, Ostreida, Ostreidae. Gene Ontology annotation, cellular component: SCF ubiquitin ligase complex; Cul4-RING E3 ubiquitin ligase complex. Gene Ontology annotation, biological process: protein ubiquitination. The record is from RefSeq and is a predicted model, not a curated record. The coding region runs from base 78 to 464 and encodes 128 amino acids.